AUGGCAGACUGCAAGGUACUCUUCUUCCUGGUUUUGGCCCUCGCCAUUACUUUUGUCUCAGCUGGUCGGAUUCUUAAUGAAGAAGAAGAUAUUGGGUUGGUCCCUUUGCCUACCACAAGUUCAGGCCCCUUUCCCAUUCCUAGUUCAGUUCCUGCAACUGGUAUCGCUUUUGGUACAGGUCCAGCCUCAGGCGGUUCAGUUCCCUUGACUUCUACUUUUACUAGCCCCGGACCUCUACCAACCACUGGUUCUAGCCUUUUACCGGUUGCUAGUGCGAGUCCCUUGCCUGUUACUGGCCCUGGUCCUCUACCCACCACUGGUUCUGGUCCCUUACCGGGUGCUAGUUCGGGUAUUUUCUCUAGUGCAGGUUCAGGGCCUUUGCCUACUGUCGUUUCAGGUGCCGCAGCUACGGGUCAGGGAGCAGGUGCCGGGUCAGCGAUUGGUGGUUCAGCUCCCGACCACACUUUGGUUUUCUUCAUGCAUGAUAUACUCGGGGGCUCAAAUCCGACAGCCAGAGCUGUGACUGGAGUCGUUGCAAACGCAGCUCUCAGUGGCCAAAUUCCAUUCGCUAAGACCAAUGGCGCAAACCUCCCUAUUAGUAACGGUGUUCCAACAGACAAUAACAACAAUGGAAUCCUGAAUAACAACAACGUUCCACUUCUUGUCGGGCUUGGCGGAACCACUUCCAACAUCCUACAGAGCAACGGAAACAACAUGUUGAACGGUCUCCCUGUGGCUAACGGUGGCCAGCUCCCAUCGGGUUCUUCUCUUCAGAUGCUCAUGUUUGGGACAUUGACGGUGAUAGACAACGAACUUACUGAAGGGCAUGAACUGGGGUCCGGUCUGCUUGGUAAAGCCCAGGGCUUCUAUGUGGCGAGCGCCAUUGAUGGAACCAGCCAGACUAUGGCUUUCACGGCUAUGUUUGAGAGUGGUGGUUAUGAAGAUAGCAUCAGUUUCUUUGGUAUACAUAGAACAGCGACAUCAGAAUCUCAUCUUGGGGUCAUGGGUGGUACCGGUAAGUAUAUGAAUGCGAGAGGAUACGCCAUUGUCAAGACUUUUACAGGUGCCUCCGGGACCCAACAGCAGCAGCCGCAACGGUUCACAGAUGGACUCGAAACUGUUUUGGAGUGCACCGUUUAUCUUUCUUACUAGCUUUUUUUUUUCUCCCUCUUCUCUAUUUGUUCUUUGUCGUUUUGAAAUGUAACAAAAUGUGAAAAUCUAUUAAUUUGACAACAAAUCCCCCACGUUAAUUUCAAAUUUCACAUAGGAAC
Messenger RNA from Camelina sativa (false flax), 1271 nucleotides. The record is from RefSeq and is a predicted model, not a curated record. Lineage: Eukaryota; Viridiplantae; Streptophyta; Magnoliopsida; Brassicales; Brassicaceae.